UAUUGUUCUUUGGCGCUCAUAGCGAUAUUAAAGUCAAAGUUUAUAUUCCUUCGGUAAAUUCGCUUUUUUCCUGGGGUUUUCUCUUCAAAAAUUACAAAGUUCUUUUCCUAUUUAUUUCAUCCAAAGAACGAAAUAUGGGCAACCUUUUGGGACUUUUUAGAGGUUUGUUUGGCAAAAAGGAGAUGAGAAUAUUGAUGGUGGGUCUUGAUGCGGCUGGUAAAACAACCAUUUUGUAUAAACUCAAGUUAGGAGAAAUAGUCACAACCAUUCCAACUAUAGGUUUCAAUGUGGAGACAGUUGAAUACAAGAACAUAAGUUUCACAGUUUGGGAUGUGGGUGGCCAAGAUAAGAUCAGACCUCUAUGGAGACAUUAUUUCCAGAAUACCCAAGGAUUGAUCUUCGUGGUGGACAGCAAUGAUAGGGAGAGAGUUGGGGAGGCAAGAGAAGAGUUGAUGAGGAUGCUGGCCGAGGAUGAACUCAGGGAUGCUGUCCUCCUAGUUUUUGCCAACAAACAGGACCUGCCCAAUGCAAUGAAUGCAGCCGAGAUAACAGACAAGUUAGGCUUGCACUCCUUACGCCAGAGGGAUUGGUACAUCCAGGCUACAUGUGCUACAAGUGGGGAUGGAUUGUACGAGGGACUCGAUUGGCUGUCUACUCAACUUAAGAAAAAGAAGUGAAUGCCUGAUUGGCCAGUUUUUUCCUGUACUGUAGUUGUGGUGGAAGUGUAGUGGGUGGAGUCGUGAAUAAAUUAUUUAGUUGAUCUUGUUUUUUAUUUAUUUAUUUGUUAUUUUAUUUCUGUCUAUGUCUUGUUUGUUUCAAAUUAAUUUUUUUGUAGUUUAUUUAAAGACAGUUGAAUGAGGCAUAUAUAAUUUUGACAUGGUUUUAACAUUGAAGGGGAAUAUGUAAUGGAUAUGGUGGUUCUGAUUUCUAUGGAUCACUAAUUUGGAUGAAAAAGAUUGUUUACUAAUACUAGAUUAGUGGAUGGAUAGAUGGAUGUGUAAAGGAAUGAAAUAAAAUAAUGAAUGAGUAAAAGAUGGAAUGAAGGAUUAGCUAGAAUUAGCUUACGGCCCUAUCCUAUUUCAACUGUAAACACAGUAGCAUUGAUAAAUUGUAUGUAUAAAUAGUUUAAAAAGAUGUGUGUGUACAUGUUAGAAGAGUUUUUUUACACGCUGUAUGUCAUAUACUCACCCAGAAGCACAACUGAAUUUUCUGUUUAUUUGUUUAAUUAUUUAUUUGUUUUUAAAAAUAUGAAAAAGAGAAAAAAAGAAUAGAUAAAUUUUUUGUAAUUAUUUUUUUAAAAUUCAACUUUUAGUUAAGAAUUUCAUAAUUUAUAUGUAAUUCGUUUAUAUACAUAACUAUUAGCACCUUCGUCAGUUUAGAGAAUAGUAAUAUUGCUGUUUGCGUGUGUGUUUGUUCACAUCACCUUUUCUUUCUAUCAUUUGUAAAGGUUUUAUUCCAUGUAUUUAUGAGUUGUAACUGGUUAUAAUGAUAAUAAUUUUAUUAUCAUCGUCAUCAUCAUCAGAUCUGCACUCACUUCGUCACCUCUUAUUAAAAUUCUAAUUUAAUAAUGAUUCCACUCGUGCACCCACUCAAAUUUGUGUUUUGAAAAAUUUUUAUAUCUAAAUAAUUCAUUUCUAUUGUAAUAAUGAUUCAAUAACGUAACCUUCUGAUUGAUUGAUUGAUUCACUCGUCAACUGAUUUAUUGAAUGUUGAUUUUUUGGGUUGAUAAUGUGUCGGGUUCUUUAAUUUAUACUAUUGUAUUUCACGUAGUUGUACUGUUUUUCAAGAAAAUAAAGACGGUUUGGUAGGCCUGACCAAAU
This is a messenger RNA of Helobdella robusta, 1820 nucleotides long. RefSeq lists its product as hypothetical. Gene Ontology annotation, biological process: intracellular protein transport; vesicle-mediated transport. Bases 135 to 677 code for a protein of 180 amino acids. The record is from RefSeq and is a predicted model, not a curated record. The transcript has 6 exons. Gene Ontology annotation, molecular function: GTP binding; GTPase activity. Lineage: Eukaryota; Metazoa; Annelida; Clitellata; Rhynchobdellida; Glossiphoniidae. Gene Ontology annotation, cellular component: plasma membrane; cytoplasm.